GGUGGCUCCCCCUGACCUCUAAAGAAAGAAAGAAAUUGGAGUCUGAGACUUGAGGCCCCAGAGAAACUGUAGACUGCCAGCAGGGGGCGAUGGCUGUGGCCCUGGGUUGUGCGAUCCAGGCCUCCUUGAAUCAGGGCUCCCUGUCUCAGGAACAUGAUACUGACAGUGAAGUCUUCCGUCAGCGCUUCAGGCAGUUCCAGUACAGAGAAGCAGCGGGGCCUCAUGAAGCUUUCAACAAACUCUGGGAGCUGUGCUGUCAAUGGCUGAAGCCAAAGAUGCGUUCCAAGGAACAAAUCCUGGAGCAGCUAGUGCUGGAGCAAUUCCUAAGUAUUCUGCCCCCAGAGAUAGAGACCCGUGUGAGGUCAUUUGGCCUUCGACCUACAGAAAUGAUGUUGGCAUUCAUAGAAAUCUUACAGUUGGAACUGAAGACACCAGAGCAACAGAUCGAUAGCCAGGAAAUGUUCUUGGAAGAACUGGCACCAGUGGGAAUGGAACACAUUCCACCAAACAUGCACCUGGACUCAGCCCCGCUCCAAGUGAUGGGAGCUGCCCCGGAGGCUGCAAUGGCAGAGGCGUGGAUGCCACAGGCAGGGCCUCAGGAGCUGAACUACACAGCUGCUGGGGAAUGCCAGCCCUUUCCAGGCCCGGGUUUCCAAUCCCAGUGGCAUGUCUCUUCUCCCGGAGGCUGGCCAACCGUGGGGACAGGCACAGAACCCCCAGAGUGGCCAGCACACCGCCUUCCAGACCCUGAGCUGAGGUUCCCAGUGAUUGACAGAGAAGAGCCUUGGCCAAAGGAGCAACUACACAAUCCUCAUGACGUGAAACUAGGAUUCUACGGCACCGGCGUAGACAGGAAUGUGCUCCUUGGUCCCAAUUUACCUGGAAACUCGGAGCAGCUUGAAAAUCCAUUGAGACACCCCACAGAGCUGCCACCCAGCGACAUGACAGUGCCUGUCCCUUCUCAGAACCCUUGUCUAGGAGAGACAGCUGAGCGCGCCAAGGUGCCAGAACCCUGCGGCCCCAGAGCCCCUGAGCAGAGCUGUCCCAGUGAGAAAUCUUACUCAUGUGUCCAGUGUGGGAAAUGUUUUGCUACCCUGAAACUGCUUAAGGGGCACGUGAAGAUUCACUCUGGAGAGCUCCCUCACAAAUGCACUAUUUGUUUGAAAAGAUUCCUACGUAAGUCAGACCUAACCAGGCAUUAUCGCGUUCACACAAAGGAGACACCCUAUGAGUGCAGUGUGUGUAAAAAGCGAUUCAGUCAGAAGACACACUUGGUCAUACAUUCUGAAUAUGAAUCAUACCGAUGUUUGGAGUGUAGGAUAAAAUUUUGUAAUAGAUUAACUUUUCUCAGACACAUUAAAAUCCACACAGGUGGAAAACCCCACGGCUGUUUCAUUUGCGGGAAAAGAUUUAGGCGAAAGACAAAUUUUACUUUGCACCUACAAACCCACACCUCAGAAAGACCUUAUGUAUGUGAAUACUGUGGCAAAAGCUAUAGACAGAAAACAAGCCUCGUUUCUCAUUUAAAACUGCACAGAAGUGCAAAGCCAGACAUGACUCAUUCUUUUGUACAUCUUAAUAUGCACCAAGGAACUCACUCUAGAGAAUUUUCAGAGAAUUUGUUGAGGGAAACAGCUCAACAAAUCGAAACUCAUUCAUGAAAGCCUUAACCUGCUCCAGGCUGUCUUGGAAAGACAGUUUGGUUUGUGUCUGCCUAAGAAUGGCUUUGUGCUUUGGUAUCUUUAAAACCCAUCUGCCAAGGUGUGUAGAUCCUGAAGUAGCUGCCAGCUGUUGCCACUGCCCUGCAUUUGGUUUCUUUCUGUCUAGAGGAAUCACGUUGAAUCAUUUUGAUGAAAAUGUUUUCUCCCUAGCUGACGACAGUGUACUUGUCCCUAGCUGACUACAGCGCACGUGUAACUAAGACGCAUGCACAGGCGACUUUCCUCUCAGGUCUAGGGCCAGUGUCCCAGUCACGGGGAGCCGCCCCAUGGACCUGCGUCUGUGCAAUAUUUUAUUCACCUGCAAAGUACAUGCCUUUCCCCUUUCAUUCCCACUGACUCAUUGUCAGCAACAUGCAGAUGCUUCCCUGAAGUGAGUCAUGACCACGUCCUUGACACGAUUAUUCCUCUGUAGCCUCUGCCAUGCCCAUGCAUUAUUUAGCCCAAUGCAUUUAAGUUCAAAAGUUACCUGUUCCCCAUGCAGGGCGUGGUAGAGUUGUCCAUGCAACUGUCUGCUACUGUGGUGGUCAUUUUAUUUCUUCUUUGCCCCAAGUUGGCCGAUGUUGAUAUUUUCCUGUCAAUUCUUGAUUGUAAUACCUUGUCAUUAAUAAAUGGAGUUCAUUUUG
Messenger RNA from Talpa occidentalis (Iberian mole), 2344 nucleotides. RefSeq names its product zinc finger protein 449-like. The transcript has 5 exons. Gene Ontology annotation, biological process: regulation of transcription by RNA polymerase II. The coding region runs from base 90 to 1661 and encodes 523 amino acids. Lineage: Eukaryota; Metazoa; Chordata; Mammalia; Eulipotyphla; Talpidae. The record is from RefSeq and is a predicted model, not a curated record. Gene Ontology annotation, molecular function: DNA-binding transcription factor activity, RNA polymerase II-specific; RNA polymerase II cis-regulatory region sequence-specific DNA binding.